AUGCCGGGGCCGCCUGUUGAAAGCGUCAAGAAGCUGGACCAGAUUGUUCAGAACUUCUUCAAUAAGGUUGCUGUACUGGUGCUGGAUUCAAGGAUCAAGACAAAGCCGACAAGGACUGCGAAUGGCGUCAAGAAGCCUAACAAAUGGUUCCAACUCGAAACAGACGAGAUUGACGAUUUCCGGGACGAGCUCAAAACAUGGAAGCUGAGCGGGAGCAUCGACAGCAGGCCACCUCCUCUAAUAAUCGAAGUGUACCUCGACACAUCGCGGCUGGAGAGCAGUCAGAGCCUGACCAUUGUGGAUGAAGAGGGAAAGAGAUGGGAUGUCAUGGAGCAGCUCAGCGAGGUGAGCGCAAACGGCACCACAACAAGGAACACGCAGGUCAUCCUCGAGCGGUGGAAGGUGGAGCUCAGGGCGACAGACAACCCACCGUCGGAUGACUUUGGUCCAUCGCUGCCGACCAUCUACAAGAAAGCGAUCGUCUUCUUCCGAUCCUUCUUUGCGGCUUCGAGACUACUACCAGCAUGGCGCUUUGCCAGCCAGGGCGCAGCCCGCAAUCCGCAUCCAGCAUUGAUCCCGCGUUGUCGCCGGCCAUCCGUGUCUUUCCAGCCUUUCAAGGCAGGGUCGCUGUCGGGGUCUCCUAUCCCCCGUACCACAGAGUCUGAUACCUCAAACUCACCAAGCUCAUAUCAAAAGCCGCCAUCGUUGUCGCAGCCGCGAAGUAGAACUUCUUUGACUGCGGGCAAUCCUGCUUCAUUGAGGGGCGGGCCGCCGACUCCUCAACCUGCCGAGCCUGCCGGUGGGAGCUCGCCUAGGCCCAGCUCGACGAGUCGCUACAGCAGCAGCUUCACCCACCGACGCGGUCGGCUGUCCGUCGGCGGAGCGAGUAGGACCGCAGACGACGAGCAGAACAGCAGUGGCAGGCAGAGUCUGGCAUCCUCACUCGCCCAACCCGGCUCGGGACUUUUGGCUGAGCCUGGCGCGAGCUCUGGCUCCUUGGGCGCCGAGGAAGAUAACAUCUCCGAGUUCCUCAAGGCGCUUGACAGCAAGAAGACACUCAAGAGUUUCGACUCGCCCAAACGCGGCGAGUCUGCCACGAACAAGACGGUGGCUCAACUGUCAAAGUUCCACAUGAUGAGAGAAUCCAACAACGCUCUGACCGAGUCCAUGACCUCGUCGGUCCAGAUGCAGAGGUCUCUGAGCUCCUCGAGCCGCCACAUGACGAGUAAUCCCGGCAUGGUCGCUGGUUCCAUCUCAGCGUCCUCUUCCCCCAGCAAGCCGCACUCUCCGCAUACGCCACACACGCCCGCCAUCCCAUCGCGACUCAGCGAGAACUCGCUCAUAGAUGACUCGUCGACCUCGAGGAGGGUGUCGUCUCGACGACCAGCCGCACCAGAGUCAACAGUACCUGAGUCGAGUCGGGAGAACACCAUCACCGGGGAGGGCACUACUGCUAUUGACAUUCCGCUAUCGCCGCGCUUGGGCUCUUACCAGCGACGUUCCAGCUCAGUUGCCCAGCAAAGCCGAGCAGUCAUGGACGAUGACACAGCUGAUCUUCCUUUUGCAACCAACCGUAGCAUCAGUCUAGGGGCCGACGACCGAGAUCCGCCCACUAUCAGUGGCCUGCUUGGCCGGCGGAUGGACCAAGAGGCCGAGCAACAAGCUUUGCAGCCUGCUGCCGACAUUCGCACGACCGAAACGUCUAAUAUCCUCAACCGACAAGAUUCGAACGAGGACAACAACCCGCCGGACGCUUUCCUAUCGGGGCUGCCCAACUCCCCGUAUGGCCGCAAGCGAUACAUGGGCAUGAGUGCGCAGAGGAAUCGCCAGACCCCUCCACAGUCAUCCCGUGGCAGUUUCACGGGUUCUGGCAGCAGGCCCGGGCGAGAAGAUGCUGAGUCCCUCAGUGGAGAGCCGCUGAUGUUCGACUUGUCCGAAAUGGACCCUCAGGGGCGAAGAAGUCUGGAAGCAGACAGGGGAGGCAAUUCGCGGAGGAUGUGGUAA
This is a messenger RNA of Emericellopsis cladophorae, 2004 nucleotides long. Its product is annotated as Autophagy-related protein-like protein. Bases 1 to 2004 code for a protein of 667 amino acids. Gene Ontology annotation, cellular component: extrinsic component of membrane; cytosol; phagophore assembly site. Lineage: Eukaryota; Fungi; Ascomycota; Sordariomycetes; Hypocreales; Bionectriaceae. Gene Ontology annotation, biological process: piecemeal microautophagy of the nucleus; mitophagy; protein localization to phagophore assembly site. The record is from RefSeq and is a predicted model, not a curated record. The transcript is spliced from 4 exons.